Danio aesculapii is the source of this 4607-nucleotide messenger RNA. It is a transcript of the gene aff2, whose product is annotated as AF4/FMR2 family, member 2. The record is from RefSeq and is a predicted model, not a curated record. The transcript has 21 exons. Gene Ontology annotation, biological process: regulation of RNA splicing. Bases 85 to 3894 code for a protein of 1269 amino acids. Gene Ontology annotation, molecular function: G-quadruplex RNA binding. NCBI's taxonomy places the organism in Eukaryota, Metazoa, Chordata, Actinopteri, Cypriniformes, Danionidae. Gene Ontology annotation, cellular component: nucleus; nuclear speck.
GCGAGCUGCGCCGCGCGUCAGUGAGGGACACACACUCAGUUCCUGCAUAUGCGGCCACCGGCACCUCAUUGAAACACACCGACAAUGGACCUAUUCGAGUUUGACUUCUUCAGGGACUGGGAGCUGGAGCAACAGUGUCAUUACGAGCAGGACCGCUCGGCGCUCAAGAAGAAGGAGUGGGAGCGAAGGACGCAGGAAGUGCAGCAGGAUGAAGACUUGUUCUCUACCGGAUUUAAUCUGUUUGGUGAGCCGUACAAGACUAAUAAAGGGGAUGCCUUGGCCAAUCGGGUACAAAACACACUCGGAAAUUAUGAUGAAAUGAAGGAGCUCCUGACCAGUCAUUCCAACCAGAGUCACCUUGUGGGCAUUCCUAAGAACUCUGUCCCCCAGACUCCAGUGGAGAAACCUGACCAGCCAGGCUUUUUCCCUAAGGCUCAGCGGAGCCGACCAGCUCCAUCUCAACCUGGAAGCCACAGCACCUCCAUGCCCCCACCCCCUGCCAACACCAUACCAGGUUCAAGCGUCAUGCAUGGACAUAAAGGCAAAAAGUCACGCUCUUCAGACUGGUCCCGAGGGGGUCACAGUUCAAGUGGUGUCCAGACCACACAAGCGGCUAGCCGAGGCAAGCACUCCAGUCAUGAGCAGACCUCUAAUAGACAUGAUCAGGACCAAGAGGACUCAAGUCCCAAUCCCAAUGGACCUACUACUUCGUCACACUCCAGCAGGAAGCAGGCACAGUCUGGCAAAGGUCUAGCCACAGCUGAGCCUGGCCUCGGAAAGUCUCCCGCUGAACAGGACUCAUGUUCCCAUGGCUCAAGCUCACCACUGGCCUCUACAUCCCUGCUUCCCAGUGGCCUCUCAACGCCAACUUUCCCCCAAGGCCUCCACUGCAAGCCUAGCAGCGCUGUGCAGCAGAAACCCACUGCCUAUGUCAGGCCCAUGGAUGGCCAGGACCAGGUCCCCAAUGAUUCCCCAGAACUCAAACCCCCUGUAGAACUGGUGGAGGGGUACAACAGUGUGCCAUUUGGAGGUCUGUUGGAUACCAAAAGCAGCACGGCUGGGACCAAGGGCAAAAUUCCUAAGCUGACACUGCCACAAUCCGGGGAGGUCAGCCUGCCCAAUGACUCCAACUGUGUGGAGGAAAUUCUGCGGGAGAUGACCCACUCCUGGCCUCCACCCCUCACUGCCAUCCACACUCCAGGCAAAGCUGAACAGACCAAGUUUCCCAUUCCAUCAAAGGAUUCCCAGCAUGUGACUUCAGGAUACAAUGCAAAACGCUGCAGUGUUCCUAGUAACAAGCCUGCGACCAAGUCGGUACCGCAGAAGUCAAUGCUUGAGGAUGACCUGAAAAUCAGCAGCGAUGAAGAGGACAAUGAUCAGGCCGCUGAGAAGUCCAAGCCCAGGAGCACUGCACUCAAUCUUCCUGGAAGCACAGCAGCUCGGAGCAGCGAAGCGGCCGGUCACUCCAGCGGAGCGUCUGGAAGCUCCAGUGAAUCUGAGAGCAGCUCUGAGUCUGACUCAGACAGCGAGAGCAGCUCCAGUGACAGUGAGUGCAACAGAGCGUCCCGCGCCGCCACACCAGAGCCUGAACCAAGCAAGUGGCAACUAGAUAAGUGGAUUAAAAAAGUGAAUCCGCACAAUAAAGCACUAAUUAACACCCAGUCAGAUAGUCAUGGGCUUAACAGUUCUCAACCUGAUGAAAGCCAAACCUCUGAGAACCAGAGCUACAGCAAGAGCAAGCCCAGCACGGCACUGGCACCAGCAGACCCCAAGGAGAGAACAUUGCUCAGCCCCAUCCGAGAGAAAGCCAAACCCAAAGCUGGUCAGAAGGCUCCAGACAGCAAAAGCACCAAGGUGAAAUCACCAGCCUCAGUGGAGCUCGCUCCUCCCAGGAGAAGCACUGGAAAGAAGCAGCCCAAAAAGGUGGAGAGAUCUUCCAGCAGUGAGGAGCACAACUGGCCAAGACCAGGAAACUCAAGUUCUACCCCGAAAGAGAAAGAACCGCCGCCUUUAGAACCACCAAAGCCUAGAGGCAAGGGCCCUGCGGUGAAGACUGCUCCAAGAAAGGAACCUCGGACCACCACAACAAGCACUGCACCAACUAACAUCGCACCAGUUCCAGAUAAAAAGAAGCACCGUGGACCCAAUAAGAUAAUCCCCAAGUCUAAGGAAUUCAUCGAGACUGAGUCGUCUUCAUCAGAGUGUCAUUCGGACCCCGAGGAGCUCACUAAGGUUCAGCUUCCCUGUCCGGGUCCCAACACCCUAAGCUUGAAAUCCAAGGAUUGCAACAGCAAUAUCCUGAGUGUUAGUAGCCUUACCAGCACAAGCAGCACCUCCAUUCCUGACCCAGGUGCCUCAGAUCUCCUGGAAGAACCCCUGUUUUCUCCUAUCCCCAUUGUACAAAAUGAACUUUUGUCACCGCUGAGAGAUUUUGAGGACAUCAAGUCCCUUUGGGUAAAGAUUGAGCUCAGCUUCCUGUCACGGAUCCCAGGGCAAGACCCCCCAGAGCCUCCCCCAACCAAGGCUGAGUGCCGGGAGGUCAGCGUCAAGCACAGACGACAACAAUCGCCUGCCUCCAUCCCUGCAGAAAAGAACCCAGGCAAAUCAAAGAGGAAACACAAGUCUGAGCACUGUGACGUGAUGAGUGGAGGCAAGAAGCUUCGGUUGGACAAAGACACACUGCUGCUUCCUCCUUGUAUCUCGCCAAUACACAACCACAAGGUCUCCAGCACAAAAGAUUCUUUGAAGAAGCAACCUCGCAAGAAGGAUGAUAAGUUGUUACCGCCUCUACUAUCCCCGUUGUCUGUUGAGCCAGUGGGACGUCCUCGGAGGAGCAGUGAAUGCAGCUCCCUCAGUCAGGAAGGAAGCACAUCCACCAUCCCAAACAACCUCCCCUCCAGCCGUACAAUACCUGCCUCCAGCUCCUCGUCGUCAUCAUCCUCAUCACACAAACACCGCAAAGGAGAAAACAAAGCCUUCUCCCAUUCCAAGACCAGCAUUGAGGAAGACAGUCACAGUAAGCCAUCGGGUGGUUUUCACGGCAAUGGUCAGUCAGACGCAGACCUCUGGUCAAACCCUUCAGCUCUGGCAAUGGAGCACAUGGAGCCCCGGAGACCUAAACUCACAUUUAAUAACACUGUUCACAGUGCAGAUUACUACAUGCAGGAAGCCAAGAAGUUGAAGCACAAGGCUGAUGCUUUGAUGGACAAAUUCGGCAAAGCUGUGAAUUAUGCCGACGGGGCGCUUUCCUUCAUCGAUUGUGGCAAUGCCAUGGAACGAGACCCGUUAGAGGCUAAGUCACCGUACACGAUGUACUCUGAAACCGUAGAGCUCAUCAGGUACGCAAUGAGAUUAAAGAACUUCACCAGUCAUUCCGCAACAAUAGCUGAGAAGAAGCUUGCUGUACUGUGCAAUCGUUGUUUGUCACUUCUGUACUUGCGAAUGUUCAAGCUGAAGAAAGAUCAUGCGAUGAAGUAUUCCCGCUCACUAAUGGAGUAUUUCAAGAAUUCUGCAAAGAGCUCGCAAGCACCUUCGCCAUGGGGAGCCAAUGGAAAGAGCACAGGUACCCCGUCCCCAAUGUCCCUAAGUCCGUCUCCUGUCAGCUCGGUCAGCAGCGGCGCAGGAGCGAUGGGUUCUUCCUCGGCCUCUGGAAGUGUGGCCAUUCCCCAACGCAUACACCACAUGGCAGCCAGUCAUGUCAACAUCACCAACAACAUCCUGCGCAGCUAUGAACACUGGGAAACCGCUGACAAGCUGGCCCAGGAAAGUCAAGAGUUCUUUGUGGAGCUGGACUCAGUAAUGGAACCGUUGACGCAGCACAGCAGCAUGACAGAACUGGUGCGCUACAUACGCCAAGGACUGCACUGGCUUCGGCUGGAGGCCCAUUUGUUAUAGUGCUGGCGCUUCCACUGUGCUCUUCCUCUCUCUGUCUGUCUUUCUCUCGCUCUCUUCCCCACCGUUCAUCACUACCUCCACCAUCUUUGCCAUCCAGAACCCUGAGGGAAGUCGGCAGUUUACCACUAGCGAGCCUCAGAACUGUGAGUUUUUCCCUGGAGGGCUCCGUGUCCUCGAUCCUGCUUGAUUCCUGUAAGCGUGUCAGGAAAAUCUUGGGAUGUCGAGGAAGGAUGGCGCACUUCUGGGUCCUAUCAGCACAACGGGUGGCCAAAUUUAUGCCUCUGGUACAAGAACGGUAGCAGUGGGCAACUUGACAAAGCUGUCGAACAAAAUUCAACUAGUGACCUCUGUGUGGUGGACCGGGCAAAUCUCAUUUGCUCUGCAAGGCAGGUUAGGCCUGAAAUACACUUCACGCAAGUAUGAAAUGCCAGAUAUGAAUGCUUGAUUAGCAUAGCUCAGUGCACAACACUGAUGAAUAUUCUAGAUGUACAAUAUUAUACCUCAGCGAUCAAGGGAUAAUAGAGGUUCCUUGGUACACUACCGAAGUUUGGGGUCAGUAGGAUUUUUAAAUGUUUUAAAGGAGGCUUAUCCUGCUCGGCAAUGCUACAUUUAUUUCAUCAAAAAUACAGAACAAAUUGUAAUAUUGUGAAAUGUUAUUGCACUGUGAAAUAACUGUUCAAAAGUACAAUUUAAUUUAAUAAUUUAUUCCAGUG